Messenger RNA from Poeciliopsis prolifica (blackstripe livebearer), 1169 nucleotides. RefSeq names its product protein Wnt-8a-like. Gene Ontology annotation, biological process: canonical Wnt signaling pathway; multicellular organism development; cell fate commitment. Gene Ontology annotation, molecular function: frizzled binding; cytokine activity. The transcript has 5 exons. The coding region runs from base 13 to 1002 and encodes 329 amino acids. The record is from RefSeq and is a predicted model, not a curated record. Gene Ontology annotation, cellular component: extracellular region. NCBI's taxonomy places the organism in Eukaryota, Metazoa, Chordata, Actinopteri, Cyprinodontiformes, Poeciliidae.
AAUAAUUUUCUCAUGACUGGUCCAAAGGCGUUUCUUACCUACGCCAGCAGUGUGCAGUUGGGCGCACAGAGAGGAAUACGAGAAUGCAAACACCAAUUCGCUUGGGAGAAGUGGAACUGUCCAGAAAGCACACUUAAGCUAUCCACACUUAACAGCCUCCGAAUUGCCACAAGAGAGACCUCGUUUGUGCACGCCAUCAGCGCUGCUGGAGUGAUGUACACGCUCACCAAAAACUGUAGUUUGGGGGACUUUGAGAGCUGCGGCUGCGAUGACUCAAGAAUUGGCCAGACAGGAGGCAGAGGAUGGAUUUGGGGAGGCUGUAGUGACAACAUUGCGUUUGGAGAAAAGAUCUCCCGACAGUUUGUGGAUGCCCUGGAAGAUGGGCAUGAUGCACGCGCAGCAGUCAACCUCCAUAACAACGAGGCGGGGAGACUGGCGGUCAAAGCAACCAUGAGGAGAGCCUGCAAAUGCCAUGGGGUGUCUGGAAGUUGCAGCAUCCAAACCUGCUGGAUGCAGCUGGCCGACUUCAGGGAGGUGGGGAACUACCUGAGGAUGAAGCACCAGCACGCCAGGAAGCUGGAGAUGGACAAGAAGCCAAUGAGAGCGGGCAACAGCGCGGACAGCAGGAGAGCCAUUGCGCACGCCUUCUGGAGCAUCUCCAAAGCGGAGCUUGUAUAUUUGGAGGACUCCCCAAAUUACUGCAUCAAGAACCUGAGCCUGGGACUGCAAGGCACAGAGGGGCGGGAGUGCCUGAAGGGCGUCAGGGACGUCUCCCAGAGGGAGAGGAGGAGCUGCCGCCGGCUGUGCUACGAAUGCGGCCUCAGAGUGGCGAAGAGACGCACGGAGGUGGUCAGCAGCUGCAACUGCAAAUUUCACUGGUGCUGCACAGUCAGGUGCGAGAAAUGCACGCAGGUUGUCACUAAAUAUUACUGCGCGGGGAAAGACGGUGCAAGGAAACAGCACAAUAAAAACAAACGCAAACCCAUGACGCGCCCACAGUGAUGUCGUUUACCCACGAACAUGUGAUUACCUAAGCAUUAUGGAUUUCUCAGCAACGUUUUGCGUUAUGGAUAUAUUAUUUGGACUCGGAAAUGACAUGUAAGCAGACGCCUGUUAUUGCACUUUCUCCAUUUUUGAUUGAAAUGUAUAUAUUAAACAUUUUAUUAAAA